GUAUCUGCUGUCUCUCUUUUAGGAAUAGUAGUAUUUGUUGUAUUUUCAAAAAUAUAUAUGGUUUUGUGAGAUUUCCGCCACCCUACUCACGCCGCCAUCUUGAGCCGGAAACCCACACUGUCACCUUUUCUUCAGUGGUAUUUCACGUAAUGCAUCAACCACUGUCAUUUUUGCUGGUGUUGAAGCCGGUCCUUGGGAACUGGAUGCAUGGCCGCCUUCGCCAACCAACGCCGCCUGCUGCCCACGCCCACCCACGUCGCCUCUCGCCUCUGACUCAGCUGCCCACCUGCAGACAGCAGCCUCGGAUGUCCCUCAGCGCCCGCCCUACCCAGACACCGACUGUCCCGGCAGCGCUAGCGGCUGAAGCUCCCCGCUCGCCAGCCAAGCCUCAGACACCAAGGCAGCCGGACCCCGAGGUCGCCACCCGCUUCCGGUACCCACCACUUCCUCCCUCCGCCAAGACGCAGCCACCCGCCUGUACCCGCCCGCCAAGACCUCCCGCUGACGCCGCCGUCGCUCGCCAAAGCCCUGCGCCCUCCAACACCAAAGCUGGCCGGGAUACCAAACACCAUUCCAUGCUGCCUCCAGCCGCUCCAGCCCCGCCCUCUGCCGAAGCGCAGACGCCUGCAGCCACCCGCCCCAGAGCCCACCUCCCGCCUGUCCCCGACCGCAGAUUCCUCCUGCUGACACCCGCCCCGGCCUCCUGCCGACACCGCUGCCCGCCAAUGCCUUCUCCCGCUGACAGGGCCUUCGCUGCCUCCACCAAAGCCAACCGACGCCCAGUGCCUGCUACCUCAGGCUCCUGCCACCGCCAACAGGGGCCCCUUUGCCAGGGACCCGGCUCCCUCAUUCCCACACACGCUUCCAGCCUUACAGUAGACUCAGCUCAUAGGUCUCUUCACCCCAUUCACAGGGACUCUGCCCUGGCCUCCUCUGCCCUUCCCAGAAGCACAUCCCACAAGCCCAGCUCAGAAGAGCUGGGAAAGGAGGUCCUGCCAGGAGGGAAGAGGGAGAGGACAGGCCCAACAAACUGAGGCUGACAGAGCGGCUGAUGCCUACACUGUUCUCAAGACAACCAGUAAGAUGACCAGGAACUGUGCCCCAAACAAGAGUCAUACUCAGGCCAAAGAGCAAGCCCACCUUGCAAGGAAAGAAGACAGGAUGAGGCGGCCAAGGGAAUUUUCUCAGCCUUGACUGUCAGCCUUGAUGUUCGCUCUCUGGUGUUGUGAAGCCAACGGAGUGUGGCUAAUGUCUGUGUCUUCGAACAAUCACCUUGUUUGCUCCUGACUGCUAAGUCUUGGCCUUGUCUGGCAAGGUGUUCUCAUGGCCAGGAGCUUGGGUGGUCUACAGAGCAGCCCUGUGGGGUAUGGUCCUAGCCCUGGAAUAGGGUCCUGGGCUGGGCCUGUCUGGAUGUCUGGACAGCCUGGAGGUUCAGCUGGAAGAUCCCAGUCAGAAGGAAGGAAGGAAGGAAGGAAGGGAGGAAGGGAGGAAGAAGGGAGGAAGGGAGGAAGGGAGGAAGGAAGGAAAGGAAGGAAAGGAAGGAAGGAAGGAAGGAAGGAACUGGGCUGGGACUUGCCUGACCUCAGUGGUGAAGAGUACCUAUACUUGAUUAAUAGUGUCUGCCAUGGGCUCUGUGUGGGAUGGGGUGGCACAUCUGCUGUAUAUUUUCAGCUACACAUGAGCCACUGAAUCUGUUUGGCAUCAAGACACCAUAUGGCUUGAGGCCUCGUUUGCAGAAUCUCCUGGAAAUUGUUGGAUCCUGACUCAGGGGGCUCCCAGGGUCUCCUGCCUGACCCUAUACAUGUACACAGGUGCAUAAAUGCUGUUGGGAAGCCAUUAUGAAUUCUAUUUCAUCUAAUAGCCUGGUCAGGAAAUGGAAAGGUAUAUUACAGAUCAUUAAGUGGGUAAAGGAAUUUGACAACCUUUGAUCUGAGGAAAAUAGAUGCCCUGAAUUAAUUCACUGGCUUCUGGGAAAAGAAAAGUCAUCCUUCAAUAGUGAUAGGCAGGGAGCUCACCCCUGGGGGCUGGCCCCAGGAGGGCAGGCAGCAGCUCUCUUGGGAGCCAGGGCUUGGAUGCAGGGGGGCCGGCAGGUGAUCUGAGGGCUGCAGCCUCUGGGCUGCCCGCUCCCCACUGCUCCAGUCCAAAGCACAGGCAUGUCCCUCACUGUAACAUUCCAGGACAGGACCCUGGCUCCCAGGCACUGUCUACUGAGGCAGGGGAUAGACAGGGACAAUGCCUGCAGUAGGCACUGCUGUAUGACUGGCCUGUGCAUAGUGCUCAGGUACCACCACAGUCUGUCAGGGUCUCUAGGCCUGACCCAUGGGGGAGGCCAGGAACAGGAGCCCAGGGAAGGAGUGUCAUUGCAGGAUCACAGAUCCAACAUCCAGUCAUAGACAUUUCCCCUUAGAUGUCCAGUGGGCACCAAAUCCUAUUCCCCAACAUGCCCCCUGCAGCACCCCACCUCAGCUGAGGGCAGCUCCGUCCUUCCAGCUUCUUAAGUUUCAAGCCCUGGUCUCUCCCUGGGCACCUCAUCUUGUCCCUCACAUCCCAUCUUCCAACAGGUUCUGUGGCCUGUAUCUUCCAAAUACACCUAGAAUCGGACCUCUGCUCACUUCCCUGUCCAGCCUGCUGGAGUCCCUCUUGUUCUUUCUCAAAUCCUGCUCCAGCCUCUGCCUGCUCCUCCAUGCCCACCAGUCCUACAGCCCAUCCUCUCCUAGGAGCCAGUGUUGGAGACGUGUAGUGGCUUCCCCUCCUUCCCAUGGCAACUUCUUUGGCCUCACUCUGCUCCCCUUUGAGCUCCCUCUCCUCUGGCCCCUUGCUCAUCUCUAUCCCAUCAGGCCACUGCCAGCCAGGGCCUUGGCUCUGGUGUCCCCUCUGUCUGGCACCUCACUGAUGCUGUCCUUGGUGAAUUCUUCAGCCCUUCAGGCAGGAUACCUGGGUGUUUUGUCACUGCUAUGUCCCAGUGCCCAGAACCAGACCUGACACGUGGUGAGCCCUCAAUUGAUACCUGUCGAGUGAAUGAAGAAGCUUGUGCAGGCUGAGCAGGCCCAGGGGCAAGCAUGAGCCCACAGGCUACCAGGGGCCAUGCCCUCAGCACUGGGAAAAUCCCCCAGUGCAGAUGAGAAGCAGCCAUGGAAGCAGGAACUUCUGGGGAGGCAAGUAUGGGGCAUGGGCCCAGGGGAAAAGAUACCCUGGCAGAAUCCUUCCCACAGGUUGAGGGAUGUUAGGUGACCAGGACAAGAGGAGGCCUCCAUUCUGACAGCACAGCUGGUAUCCAGGCUGGAAGGCAUGAGGUGUCCAGGCCUGAUAGGCCACUGCAUGGGUGCAAUGUGGCCAACCAAGGCAGAGAGCAGGUGGGGACUACUCAUAGGGGUACCAGCCCAGCAUCAGCUCUUGAAAGGCAAUAGAGAAUUUUAAUGGGGGCGGACAUGACAUCAUUAUUACAUUUAGGAAGUUAAACUGGCAGUGACUGCAGGAGAGAUUGGAGAGGAGAUGAAAUGCAGGUAGAACAGUGAGGAGGCAGGCAGGAAGUGAGAAAUAGAAAGCAGGUGAGCAGGAGUGGGGGAGUAUGUGAGCAAUUUCUUAGAGAGUUCCCAGCUUCAGCACUCAGACUUAGGCAUGUUCCUUUAUCUUUCCUGUCCUCAACCUCCCCACCUGUAAAAUGGGUUAACAAUGAUACUCUCUCAAGGGCAGACUGAGGUUAGAUGAGGCAGGUGUGUAGGGUAUCUGCCCCAGGCUUCCCUGGUCCCCAGAAGAAGUGAAGACCACGCAGCAUCUCUGAGCCACCACUUCCACUCAAUGCUCAUGUUCUCUGCCUGCUGAUAGCUCAGUGGGGCAAAGCCAUGAUGCCUAAUGAGACCUUUCUCGGAAAACACCCAGUGCUCAGCUGAAACUCCCCCUCUCUAUGUAAGGCCACUGGAUCCAUUAGGUUUGAGUGCACUAUCAUAUUGCUGGAGUGAUUGUUCCGCAAAUAGGAUUACUUCCUCCAGUUAUCAUCUAAAGAGACAGGCCCUGGGAUAUGGGCGAGAGGUGCCAAGAGCCCAGAGCCAAAUCAAAUCAGGGACCUGGCUCUUCGGAGAUGGGCCUGGCACAGGGUCCGCUGAGGCAGAAGAGAGAUCAGAGGGUAAGCAAGGGUCAGUAGAGGGCUGUACAGAGGAGUGAGGAAGGUGGGUUGGCCUUUUUGCAGAGGCAGGUACUGGUCGGUUAACCAGAGAGGCAAGGGACCCAGCACGUCCUAACAAAGGUUCUGAUGCUGCGGGAGGGGUGGGGAAGAGCCUGGUUGGCUAGAGGGGCAGCUGAGGCAAUAGAAUGGGGGACUCCAGGCAAGCGAGGGGUCCAGGUGAGGGAGAAACCCUGGAGAGGGUGUGCUCUUGAGGUGGGCAGCAGGGCGAACUUGGAUUGGAUGUAGGAGUGAGGAACAGUGGUGGGGGACUCACAGGGAUGUUAUCCUGACUAGCAGAGAUGGGCCAGUUCAGGCAGGGAAGAGAUCUGGGAAGUAUCCUGGCCCACUUCUGGCCCCUGGGUACCAGACUCUGUAGGCAUCCAAGGGGAUGCAGAUUUGUGGUUGCCCUGAGUCUGGAGUUGAGGAGAGGUGGGGCUAGGGGAGAGGUGGGGCUGAGGAGACCAGGGACUAAGAAUAAGCAGGGCCCAGGAGAGGUGGGGCCCAGGGUGAAGCGGGGAGGAGGAGAGGAAGGGCCAGAGGAGAGACAGAGCUGGGGAUGGGUGCGGCUCAGGAGAACAGAAGAUGGGUGGGGUCCAGGGAGAGGUGGGGCUGAGGAUGGGUGGGAUCAUGGAGAGGAGGGCCCAGGGUGUGUCUCUGAAUCACCAGCUGGAGGGGACAGUGGACUUGGAGGGGCUGAAAGAGACCACAGGAGAGGGACGAGGAUCUAUUAAUGGUGCCCUACAUCUGCAAAUCAGGUUGAGGAGGGAGAACUCUUCUGAGGAGCAGGCACAGUAGAACUUGUCUCCAGGUAGAGGGCCUGGCUGCUGCAAGCUCUGGGCCACCAGCAAAGGCAGGCCUAGUGGUUCCUUUGCACAGCUACACACAGCUUGUCCCUCCUCUGCCUUGAGUUCGGAUCCCAGGGGUUUCCAGGACAUAAGUCGCUCUGCCCCCUCUGACUUCCACCAGGUCAGGAGGGCACCCUGCAUCCUCAUGUCAGACCAAAUCAUGCUGAACCAUCUCAUUUGUCUCUGUUCCCCCACAGCACUCAGCAGGUAGUAGACACUCUGAAUGUUUGUUCCAUUAAAUUGAAUAAACCAGGGCAUUUUAUUAUCUCGUUCCUGUUCAGAAGUGAGCUUGCCUCCACUUACAUCUGGACCCAUCAUUCAACGUGCUUACUUCACAGAGCUGAGUCACAAAUAUGCCAGAUUAGGAUCCGGUCAAUACCUGUUUUAUUGUUCUUCUACACCAGUACAGCAGCACAUGAUCAAUUGCCCUCCUGGCUGCUGCUAAGAAGUGCUCUCAGCUCAGUCAGAGGAGCCCUCAGGCCCUGGAGCUUGAGGACCCAGGUCCCCUCGCCUCCCAACUCCAGAAGCUCUGCCCUCUGCCAUUCUGCCCCCAACUCUGUGAUGACACUUGGAAGGGAGUGGAGGUAAAUGUUUAACACUUGUGGUAGAUAACACAUGUUAUUCCCUGGUGUCUGAUCCAGGGACUGGUCUGGGAAGAGGUGGCUCUGGUUCAGGUGGAGGACCCUGGGGUGGCUGAUGCCCCUCAGCUACCCCUUCUUGGCUUCCUGAGUGAGAGCUACUUAUUCUCACAUGUCACCCAUCAUGACUGGACCCCGACUCCUGAGCUCACCAUCCCAAAACAGCCCAGCUCCUGGCCUCCUGUGGUCCUCGCUGUGCACAGGGACCUUGCCUUUCUCAUGGCUGCCCUAUGGCGAGUGUCACCUGGCCUGGACCUGUUAGAGGAGAGCCCCCUGCCCUGGCACGGUGGGCAGAAACAUGGCAGGGUGGGAAUCCAGGGUGGCUAGAAUAUUAGAGUGAGGCCCCAUAUCCCAUUUCCCUGAGGACUAGCCCUUGGGUUCAAAGCCACAGGAGCCAGGCAAUGUCCACAAACACCUAUGUGAAGACGCAGCUGCUCUGUUUCACAUUCUCAGCUUCACUACCCGCCCUCCUGGCUCCUGGUUGGACAGAGUGCAUGCCCCUGUCCUGGUGCUCAAGCCCAGACUCCAUGCCCUGGGACCCUCAGGGCAGGCUUAGGCUGUGACUGGUAGAGGGGCUUCUAUUGCCCCCUCCCCUCAUUGCAU
Molecule: messenger RNA, 6248 nt
Organism: Manis javanica (Malayan pangolin)
Lineage: Eukaryota; Metazoa; Chordata; Mammalia; Pholidota; Manidae
Source: RefSeq, a predicted model, not a curated record